CGAAAUUUGUAUUACAUUUCGCACACAUUGAACGUAAUUGUUUAUGCGCAUAGGUAAUUUGUACACCUGUUAUUGUUUGUGUACACAAACAAUUCAACUCGUGCAACAUGGUUUGUGUGCACAGACAAUUACGUACAAAUGUGUUAGAAAUGAGCACAAAUUAAAUUUUGCCUAAAAAGAAUUAUUGAUACUUUAGUGCUCCAUAAUAAAGUCAUCAUUAACAGUUGUGGCACAAAGAUCGACAACCUCAGUUCGGUAUAUAGAAUGUCUUAAGAACCAUGCUGCCAGCACCGGCGGCCAUGCCGUUGACGGCUGCAGAGAAUUCAUGCCGACCGGAGAAGAUGACACCCCAGAAUCCUUAAAAUGCGCCGCUUGCGACUGCCACCGUAACUUCCACCGCAAGGAAAUCCAUCUCCGCGCUCCUCCACCUACUGAUCCGCCUCCUGCCCCAACAAUAACGCCGCAGCUCCACCAAUGCAGCUGGGGUGUGGUGUCGCCGGCGCCGGUGACAGUGACGCUUGGCGGGAACAGCGGAGUUCCGGCGGAAUCGUCUAGCGCAGAUCUUGAGACUGUUAAGUCACGUUCAGGGUCAAAGAAACGGUUCAGGACAAAGUUCACCCAGCAGCAGAGAGAUCAAAUGCAGGGAUUUGCAGAGAAAAUUGGGUGGAGGAUCGAGAAGGAAGAUGAAGAGAAAGUGCAGCAAUUUUGUGAGGAAGUCGGUUUGAAGAGGCAAGUGUUCAAGGUUUGGAUACACAACACCAAACAAGCGGAGAAAAGGAAAUAAAUGUAAGAGUAUAGCACAAUAUUGCGGUUUUAUAUUUUAAGUCUUGGGUUAGAGUUAUUAUUGAC
Molecule: messenger RNA, 849 nt
Organism: Cuscuta epithymum
Lineage: Eukaryota; Viridiplantae; Streptophyta; Magnoliopsida; Solanales; Convolvulaceae
Source: the annotation of a GenBank genome assembly